Molecule: messenger RNA, 204 nt
Organism: Akanthomyces muscarius
Lineage: Eukaryota; Fungi; Ascomycota; Sordariomycetes; Hypocreales; Cordycipitaceae
Exons: 2
Coding region: 1-204 (67 amino acids)
Source: RefSeq, a predicted model, not a curated record
AUGAGGCAGGCUAUUUUCUGGAACCAUAUGCCGUGCAUCGUGCCAUGCACGGAUCAAACCCUCUUGGUCAAGUAUCAUGCGGCCAUCUUGUUUCUUUUCGAACAUGGCACGUUGAAAGAUCUGAAUUACUGGUUGACUCCAAUCAUCCAGAUUUACCGGUCGAGUCCAAGGGAGCAGCUCAGCCAUUUUGACCGAAAAACUUGA